AUGGUUGGGGAAGGAGGGAUAUCUCGUAAAGGUAAACGAGGACAGAGCGAGGAGUGGACCAGGGCCCAGAACAAGACCAACGAGAUGCAGCAAAGAUUUGAAUAUACGAAGAGGAAAAAGGGACAGAAAUUCCACAAAAGCACAGAGCUGCGAGCAUCGACCGAUCUUCAGGCAAUUAUUUCCGUGCCCGUGGGUGUUUGUGCUAGUGACGAUGCACGGAAGGACUAG
Sporothrix schenckii 1099-18 is the source of this 228-nucleotide messenger RNA. RefSeq lists its product as uncharacterized. The transcript has a single exon. Bases 1 to 228 code for a protein of 75 amino acids. The record is from RefSeq and is a predicted model, not a curated record. NCBI's taxonomy places the organism in Eukaryota, Fungi, Ascomycota, Sordariomycetes, Ophiostomatales, Ophiostomataceae.